Messenger RNA from Branchiostoma belcheri (Belcher's lancelet), 2389 nucleotides. RefSeq lists its product as uncharacterized. Gene Ontology annotation, cellular component: nucleus. Lineage: Eukaryota; Metazoa; Chordata; Leptocardii; Amphioxiformes; Branchiostomatidae. Gene Ontology annotation, biological process: positive regulation of Notch signaling pathway. The transcript has 10 exons. Bases 25 to 2193 code for a protein of 722 amino acids. The record is from RefSeq and is a predicted model, not a curated record.
CAUGGGAGAAUGUAAACAUUGAAGAUGGCGGAACGUUUCUUCUGGAACGAUGUAGAAAGUCUCCAGUGUCCUCCGAUUUCAAGAUGUCCCUUCUCCGGCGACAAAGGCUCAGUUUCCGUGCUGACAGACCAGGUUGUCAGUAUGGAGAUGUUCCUGCUGAAGGAUCCGUACCUGAAGUUUGAAGAGUCUGUCCUGACCAGAGUCCUGUACAAACUGUCAGCCUCUCUCAGGAGGAACAAACACUACCAGUACCUCAAAAUGAUAGAGAAAUCCCUCAGAAAGCUUUCAAGACUGGAUCUGGUUACAGCUUUUUCCCAUGUUACUAGAUGCUUUCCAAGUUCUAAAGAUGAUUCAACAGGAGGCGCUGCAGUACUGCUGCCCAGCCGACAGCUGCUGGAGUUUCUCCUUGUGAAGCUGCUGGGGGCUGCAGAGAUCACCAGCCAGACUGUCAGUCUGUGUGCUGAGGCAUUCAUCCUCACAGCUCAACAGAUCACCAAGUCUCUGUUCCUGGCAGCCAACUGCACUCUACUCUCCAUAACCAGCAGACUGUGGGCCCUUUUAAAGGGGUUUCAGGAGAAGCUGCAACAGUGGUACUCCUUCCUUAGGCCUUGGGUUGAUAAGCUUCAGGGCACACAAGUACAGUGGCUGCCAGGUGGUGUCAAGCUGCCAUUGGACCUAGAGGAGUGGAUUGUGCCAGAGGAGGACACAACCCAGCAACAGUCAAGAAUGCAGACCAGUCUAAACAGUGUCAGCCCCGGGACCCUGGGUUUCCUGGAUCACCUGUUCACCUCGCUUGUCCCCUCACCUGAUGAUGGAGACCAUGAUGCUUCCCUCAGUGUCCAUGCAACAGCAACGGAAAAAACUGUGUCUGUUAAGAAGAGAAAAAUCCCACCUGUAGCACAGAGCACACCUGUGUACAAUUCACCUUUUCUUCAUCCUGGAGAGGGACUUCCUGACAACCUAGACAUGGAUCUUGGAGAGCCUGUUUGGUCUGACAUUUCCAGUAUCAGGAAUAGACUGUCCAGCCAUGUGCAGGGAGACAUUGUAGUCCAACCCACAAAACUAACCUUUGGAGAGGACAGAAGGGAGGGUGACUCACAUGCGGAAAGCUCCAAGUCAGCAAGGAAAAGAAAGAGGCAACAAUCCAACAAGCAAGCAGAAACAGAAAACUUGGAAGAUGUCACCCACCCUGCAAAGAGAAGGAAAGAGGACAGAGACACGAAAAAAGAUGAAACAAAAGAAACUGUACAAAACCUUGCAAAGGGAAAGAAAAGGAAAGCAAAAAGUGGCAAUGUUCAAGAAACACAAUGUGAGAAGAGUAAGUCACAGCCUAUGGAAGUCGAAAAUACUCAGAAGGAAACAACACUACAUUUGCCUGUGGAAGAAGAUACUCCAAGUGAGACGAGAAGGAAAAAGAAGAUGAAAGCCAAAGUUACAAAAGAAGACAAAGGAGAUUCUCACAAACCACUGUACAAGCCAGAUGAGUUUAGGACACAAUCUUUUGAGAGAAAACAUCUCCAUAAAGAUGUGGAAAAUCCUGUUGUAGUAAGUAUAGGAAAGGGAAAAGAAUGGAUGUUGAAUGCUAGUACAUGUAGUACAUUCAAGGAGUUGUACCAGUGCUGUCAGUUGAUUGGUGAGAAAGUCCAAGAAGACACAGCAGCAGAAGCUAAACUGCAAAAACUCACUUCGAAAAUCAAGAGGUGUGCUAAGAUGGAGAGCAAAGGGAAGAAUGUGAAGUUUGACUUGAAGUUCUUGAAAUCUAAAGUACUAACACUAACAAGUGUGGGGCGAUUGGAGCAAUGUACUCUGAUACAAUGGUCAGAAAAGGAAGACAGAAGUCUCCAAGCAACAGAUUUUGAAAGUUUGAAGGAAAGACAAGAUACUACAUGCACUUUCAAUACAAUUACAUGUACUGAAAGUGCGAGGGGUACACCUACAAUAUUGAGCCCAGAGAAUAUAUCCCCUGUAGUAGACAAGAAACCCAAGCAAGUGACCCCUAAGUUACUAUCAGACAUGAAACAAGAUGCUACAGUAAAGGAAAAGAAGAAAAGUGCUGUGAAGAAUAGAGUCAAAAAGAACAAGAAGUCAGAGACCAACUCAUUUGCCAAAGAUGACAUACUGUUAAAGAAGAGGAAGGCAUGCAGUUUAAAUGACACAGAUGAAAUAGAUGACAUAUUCAGAGGGCUUGACUAGCAUGUGGUAAAGUGUAAAUCCUGUCAUCCUACGUAAUUGGGUUUGCGGAAAAACCUGUCCACCUUUCAGGCCAGACGUGCUAGCCUGGCCUGGUGGACUGGCCAGAUAGCCUGGCCUGAAAGGUGGACAGGUUUUUCCGCAAACCCCUACGUAAUUACAUGUGUGAAUUGAGAUGGGCCAAAUUAUGCCAAAAAAU